AGGAACUCCGGAUAGAAUGAUAACAACGGGUUCAUUCAGGAGCAUCGUCUGAGGGUCAGGGUACGGGAGUCACGUGAGGUAGGCAUAAAACCGCCUCCCCCUCGCGAUCACAAACUGUUAGGGAUCCACACCUGACGCCCAUAUCGGAUACAAGGUGAAAAUGUUACAGACGAUUUUGUUGGCCGUUCUGUUGUGUUUUGUGUCCGUUCAGGCACAGAACCCUACACCAUGUAUAGCGCCGUCGCAGUUCCAUGCCCGAGCGUCGCUUUACGACCAUCAGGCAGAUUUCGUUAACCGCUAUAUCUACAUUUACGACGCUGCAAACCGCCGCCGUGUCUUGUUCGAAGAGAUGGACGUAGGAAUGCCGGGACAAAAAUUUUACGUGUACAUGGAGUUCGCUAACGAAAACGUGAUGUACCAAAUCGAUAUCAAGAGCAGGGAAUGCACAAAGAGCAUCCCACGACCAUGGCGACCGAUCGGAAUCCCUGGCAACGCGACGUUUGAAGGGGAGAUGACUCUUGGAGGACCAGGGGAAAGCUUCGUUGUUCAGGAAUGGUCAGACAAGAUCCCGUACCGGCAUAAUGCUAUGUUCUACAUACAGUUUUCAUUGGUCAACUGUUAUCCAAUAAAAAUGGUCGAAGUAUCUGACAACAACGUCACCAACUCCGUUACCACUACCUGGUACGAUCUGGUCGAGGGUAUUCCGAACCCGAACGAUUUCAUUGUUCCGAAGGAGUGCCAGACGGCCAAAUGGGAAAAGGUCAUGAAACUUACCCACAAGUAAAACAUUACCGGAAAUGACGUCAUAAUAAAGUGGUGCAAGAGUUGAAUGAACGAAAUAAGAAGGCAAUAAUUUAUCGAAUUGAAAGGAAAUAAUAGUUACGGACGAAAAUUUUAAUUAAUUAUAUCAUUAACACGGCAAAUCAUUAGCACAAUUGUAAUCUUAAAUCAUUUGCUUGUUCCGCAUAGUGCCAAUUAUUGUCCCGUCAGUGAAAUCGAUUGAACUUUUUUUAAAGCGCGGUUGUUUAUACCUAAACUGUAAAAGUGAAAUCGAUUAAACGUGACUUCAAGAGUAUUAUUUUAUGCAUUGACAAUGGAAUAUGAUUAUGUGAAAUGAAAGUCAAUAUAUUUGUAUACCACGUGUUUAUGAAAGACGUGCAUGAAUGCCAGAGAGAUUGUAGUCAACCUUUUAGUAUGCGUUAGUUUGUUUAACCCCUCUUCGAUGUCGCUGUUAGCAUGACAUCGCUUCUUCUGUGAUGUCGUUAUGAAACAACAUAGUUGGUUUGAAUGUUGCUAUGUAUACUAGCUGCAUGUGUGCCUUAUGUAACUUAUUUGUUUAGAUUUUAUAAAAUAUGUAACUUUAAUUUUAAUAUUAUAUGUAAAUAUAUUCUUGUUCUCUGAACGAGGUAUAUCAGGCAGGGCGAUAGUGCAAUAAUAAGAUAGUUAAGAUAUAUCUAGUUAGCUCCCCUUACCCUCUUGCUUAUCUCCCCUUUAUUUAAUACAUCAUGUUUAAUGGAGCCCUUCAAAGCUGUGUUAUAAUUCUCAACAUGAAUGCACUGCCUCCCUAUUUUAUAUAGCUGCUUUCGCUGCUUUUGCAUCAGUUAUCUCCCCUGCAUUAUAAAAAUCAUGUUGUAAUUGAGUUCUCUAUAUCUAUGUUGUGAGCAUCCUUAAUAUGAACGUAUUACCUCCCUUGUUGACACAGUGUUUACCUGCCAAUGUCUGACUUAUCUCCCUUAAAUACAUUUAUCAUUGUAUAAUACAGUCCUCCAAAUUGUGAUUCCCUUACACAUGAAUGUAUUACCUCCCCUGUUUAUAUAGUUCAUUCCCCUGUCAUUAUCUCGUUCAACCAGAAUCUUGUUGUCUUCACAAGUUACAAGUGAUCAGGCGUCUGGUUGAACGAGACUACCCUGUCAAUGUAUGAGUUAUCUCCCCGUCUUGUAUAUACCAUUGUAUAAUGGAGCCCUCCAAAGCUGUAUUGUGAUAGUGCAGAUAAUGCUUAAUACACGGAUCUCAGAAUGUUUCACUUUUUCAUUUUGACGGGUAUUGCGCAUGCGCAUGUAACUAUACCUGACGAUUUUUAUUCUUUCCGCAAAAUGGUGUACUUUAUAAGAUCGGUUGGAUGUUAUUUAUUGAUGUUUCGUCAAAUGUAAAGACGAAGAGUCUCGAGAAGUCCCGGGAAUCGUAAUAUAAUCGAUAUGUAUAGCUGAUACAAACGUCGAAAGAAAAGAUGAACACUGAUGGUCAAAGCUCGUGUGUGACACGCAUAGUGAUAAUGCUGUAAAUAGCUUUUAAUUUGUGUAAAUUUCUCACCUGCUUUUUGUAGCUUUUACAGACACACCUUUAGAAAUAUAUAUAUAUAUGUAUGUAUAUAACACUUGUAUGUAAAUUAUAUACGGCUAAUUGCCAUUUGUAUAUGUGUAACUGAUGUGUUACCUAUAAAUAGAACAGUAUAAUAGAUAAUGUAAUUUUGUAAUGUAAUAUCUAAUAUAAUGUGAGUGUAUAGUUGUAAAUAUUGGUAUACCUGUUGUAAGGUUAAGUGUGAAUAUAUUGUAUGAAUGAUGGGUUGUUCUCGUGUGAAAGACUUCUGUCUUUUUCCAGCAAUAAUCCCAUUUCUGUGGUAGAUUAUUGUGGAAAUAGGUGCCUCUUAAUACUCAUAUGUACAGAAAAGUUUGUGAUGUGAAUAAAUGUAGUAUCAAAUAAU
Messenger RNA from Mizuhopecten yessoensis (Yesso scallop), 2701 nucleotides. Its product is annotated as mammalian ependymin-related protein 1-like. Gene Ontology annotation, cellular component: extracellular region; lysosome. The record is from RefSeq and is a predicted model, not a curated record. Gene Ontology annotation, molecular function: calcium ion binding. Gene Ontology annotation, biological process: cell-matrix adhesion. Lineage: Eukaryota; Metazoa; Mollusca; Bivalvia; Pectinida; Pectinidae. Bases 161 to 784 code for a protein of 207 amino acids. The transcript has 5 exons.